Messenger RNA from Pyricularia oryzae 70-15, 2015 nucleotides. RefSeq names its product chalcone synthase C. The coding region runs from base 451 to 1842 and encodes 463 amino acids. Gene Ontology annotation, biological process: polyketide biosynthetic process. The transcript is spliced from 3 exons. NCBI's taxonomy places the organism in Eukaryota, Fungi, Ascomycota, Sordariomycetes, Magnaporthales, Pyriculariaceae. Gene Ontology annotation, molecular function: acyltransferase activity, transferring groups other than amino-acyl groups. The record is from RefSeq and is a predicted model, not a curated record.
CACUUUUUCCGAACCUAUCGCGACCAAGCCUCCUUUGGAUCUUUCUCGUACACUCUUUCCUUUCAACCCACUCGAAAAAGGAGCCUGAGAUACAGUCUUCCAAAAAUCCAAGACGACAGAAGAAUACCUCCCUAUUCGUACGAGGCUUCCACCUUCCCAACUAGAAUAAUACACCUGGUAAUAGCGGGGGUGAUAAGUCAACAGGACUCUACCAUACGAGCCCCCACUUUGUGCACUCGACGACAUCGGAGCUGGCUUGUGCCUCGGAAUUUGUUUCCAGAGUGCUGAAUCUCUCGAGGCGACGCUGCGACAGCAAAAGGACAUAUUGCUCUGCUUUCGUUUUUGUCACCUAGUUAGCCCUCGUCCCGCCAGGCGUGCACAUACUACCAGGAUCCGAUCGUGCCGGCGACCCUCUUCCCAAGCAGUCCACCACCUUACGGAGACCCGAUCAUGGCAACAUCAUCUAGCCCCGGCUCUAGGGAGCUGGGCCUCUCCAUCUUGGGCGUGGGCUCACAAUACCCUCCCUACGCCCUCAAGCCCGACGCCGUCGAGACUCUAGCGAAGCGCUUUUACCCAGAAUCGCCGGCUAUGAGCAAGGUACUGGCCAUAAACAGGUAUACAGGAAUCGACGCCCGGUCCUCGAUCGGCGACCCAGAGCACCCCAUCGUAAACGACGCGGUCGCCCCGUCGAUAUCGGAGCUACACAAGGUGUUUAUGAGCGACGGCGUGCCGCUGGCGGUCAGCGCCGCCCGUAAGGCGUUUGAGGACGCCGGCAUGACAGACCCCGCGGCCGCCGCGGCCAGCAUAACCCACGUCGUGUCGACCACGUGCACCGACAGCGCGAACCCGGGCUACGACCACUUUGUGGCGCGCGAGCUGGGCCUGUCGGACUCGGUCGAGAAGGUGCUCCUGCACGGCGUCGGGUGCAGCGGCGGGCUCGCGGCCCUGAGGACGGCCGCCAACCUGGCCCUCGGCCACGCCAUGCGCGGCCUGCCCGCCAGGAUCCUGGUCAUGGCCCUCGAGGUCAGCACGACUUUUGUGCGCAGCGAACUCGACAGCAUAAACGCCGAACAGAACACGCGCAUCGGGGUUUGUCUCUUCUCCGACUGUGCGAGUGCGGUCGUGUUGAGUAACGGGAUCGGCCACGGACUCGAUGCCAAGGAGCCCGCAUAUGAAUUACUAGGCUGGCAGAACAUGACGAUUCCAGAUACGGAACUGGAUUUGGGUUUUGAUGUCGACCCAGUUGGAUGGAAAGUAGUCUUAACGCCGCGCGUGCCACAACUCACCACCUCGGCGCUCGAGUCGUCCUUCACCUCACUUAUGGCAUCGCUGCCACCAUUACCACCAAACUACGCCAAGCCUUCCGACUUCGACUGGGCCAUGCACCCCGGCGGGGCGACGAUUUUGACCGGGGCCGAAAAGGCCAUGGGCAUCACCCCGGAGCACAUGCGUGCCAGCUACUCGACUUACAUGAACCACGGAAAUUCGAGCUCGGCGACCAUCUUUAGCGUGCUGGACUGCCUGCGGCAAAAGGAGAUGGACGCGCUCACCCCCGGCGGCAGGGAACCGACAGACUACGUCGUCGGCUGUGCAUUUGGGCCCGGCAUCACGGUGGAGACGUGCAUGCUCCGGAGGCGGCGGAAGGCGGUCAACGCUGCGACGGGGUUGCAAACUCCGCCAGAGACGGAAAGCGAGGGGAGCAGGAGCGACGACGAGGAUGGCGCAAAGGAUAGGAGCAGCAGUUCGAGAGAAGCUGCAGGUAACGGGCCAGCAGGCAGUGCGGCCGCGACAAGUGGGGAGUCGUUUGUCAACCAAGCCAUUUCAGAGCUCGAACUGGAUUGAUUUGAGAAAUAUAUAGACUUUUAUUUUGGGCGCAUCCCUUUUAUUGCCGUCCAAUGGAGGCUGACGCUAUAGUAUGAAUGGAUGACAUGUUCGAGCUGAUAAACUAGACUAGGUUCGGCAAAGCCCCGCUUAGACCCGAACGGGUAUACAGUAGGACAGUCCAAACGCCAUGU